This is a messenger RNA of Lolium rigidum, 1121 nucleotides long. Its product is annotated as transcription factor SPATULA-like. The transcript has 8 exons. Bases 1 to 915 code for a protein of 304 amino acids. Lineage: Eukaryota; Viridiplantae; Streptophyta; Magnoliopsida; Poales; Poaceae. Gene Ontology annotation, cellular component: nucleus. The record is from RefSeq and is a predicted model, not a curated record. Gene Ontology annotation, molecular function: protein dimerization activity.
AUGGACGGGCGCGACGAUCAGGACCACCUGGAGUUCAUCAUGCGCCACCAGGGAAUGGGGAUGCUGGGCUUCCCCGUCGCCCGCAGCGACAGCGAGGAGGCGCCGGGGUCGUCGGAGUCGGAGCCGGCGGCGGCGAGGCCACGCGGCAAGAGGGCCCGCGCCGCCGAGGUGCACAACCUCUCCGAGAAGAGGAGGCGGUGCAAGAUCAACGAGAAGAUGAAGGCGCUGCAGAGCCUGGUGCCCAACUCCAGCAAGACGGACAAAGCCUCCAUGCUUGACGACGCCAUCGAGUACCUCAAGCACCUUCAGCUCCAAGUGCAGAUGUUGUCUAUGAGGAAUGGUCUGUAUCGGCCCCCGGUGAACCUGCCAGGACGAGCACCUGAGCCUCUACCAACAUUGCAAAUGUGUACCGCAGCGAUGAACCAGAACAAUGCCGAAGCAUCGAACCCAGCAGCUGACAUGCUGCCUAUGACUCAAACUUUUGAAGCAAUCUCAGGAACUCGACAUUCGUUCGAUCCUUUGAAUCUGGACCGGCGACAUCAGGAACCUCUUGUGUUACCAAGCAUUCCUUGCACCACCACUUCAGAACCUCGGUUCCUUCUCGGGUCAUCACAGCCCCACCUUCAAUCCCUUCAGCUGACCGUAUCUGCCGAGAUGAUCCUUCAAGACGAGGAAAUGUUAAAGCAUCACCAGAGUUCAGCCCAAGAGAUCACCUCCAUUCCAGGGCACGAGAUGAAGCCUGUUAGACAAGAAACACCCCAAGCAGGUGCUGCUCAUUUCGACACAUGUUCGAUCUGGAGAAGACAACCCCAAGACAUGAUGCCAAAUAAUACACAAAGCGUUAUGUUUAUGCCACAACUGCACAGAUUUCAGAGCGGUGACACUGACCCUGGUCUGAGGGCAGGACCAAAGUAACUUCAAAAUCAAGAUUGACAACUGAUCUGGGAUUUUUGGAAGAUUUGCUCAUUGGAGUGCUUCAUUCUGGCAGAGCAGGCCAUGAGACUAGGAAACUGAAGUAACGGUGAUGGUGCAUCCACCAGUAGCAAUUAAAUCAGCCAGAUUAAACUCUUGUGAUGUAAUAUCAAGAAAUGUUGAUCAUGUGAAUGUAAAUAUUAAACAGU